UUGCCUAAUGUUAUCGAUGUUAUCGAUGGGUGUCACACAAAAAAAGAUAUGUGGGUCCGAAUUUGUUUUGAUUUCUUUGAAAUUGCAAUAUUUGGUUGUUUUCCCACUUCUUUCCGGUAUUAGAAGCCAAUUUCUGAGCGAAGCCAAGGAAGUUCUUCUCUCGAAUGGCUAAAUAGUUUUUUAAUUGGUGCCUUGCAAUGCAUGGAGGAAAUCAGGAAACUGGAGACCUGGAAUCUAAUCCGACGAACACCCAGGAGCUUCGAUGCAACAUUCCCAGAUGCCCAUAUCGAACGAAUCGGGCAUACAACCUAUGGCGACAUGAAGAACGACAUACGCUUCCUCUAGAAAAUAAACUGUUCACCUGUCCAUUCUGCAUAUACAGCACUGAUAAGUUAUCUAACCUGAAGCGGCAUAUAGGCAUACGCCAUCCAAGCCCUCCGGAUGACCCCGAUGAUCCCGAGCCGGUGAUAAAAAUGACAGAAACCGUACCGGUGGAGCGCUCUCCCAAAGUCCAGUGCCUGGUUAUAGGAUGCAAGUACGAGACGAAUCGGCCCUAUGACAUGAAACGUCAUAUGAUGGUGCACAACAACCUGGAGAAGAGUCACCGUAACUACAAGUGCUCGCUUUGUAUGUACAGCUCGGAUAGGAAGGCCAACCUGAGGCGACACCACGAGCUGCGGCACUCGGGCAUCGAGGACGCCAUCAAAACGGCCGAUGAACUCAACGAUGAGGAUUGCCUGCUGGAAGAGGAACUGCAGCGCGAGGAAGCCAGUGCUUCUAAGAACUCAUUUAACCAGGCCCCUGAGCCAGCAAAGUCCGUGGAGCACCAGUUUUCCAUCUUUGAGGAAGAGUUCCAAGACAAUCCUCCUGCUGCGCGGGAGUUUAAAGCAGACUAUGUAUACGGCGAAAAUGCACCACUGAUCACGAUAACCCCUGGCAAGUCGGAGAUUCUUCAAGGAAAGCUCAACGAAAAGCAAGUGAUUGCUGUUAACGUGAACGGGGAGCUGCGUUGGUUCCAGUCGAUAGAUCCGCCACCCGGAGCACACGCCAAAUUGCAGCUCGCCUUGCAAGAAGAGCAAGAGCAGUUGGACGACGAAUUGGCCCUAUCCUUGGCCGAAGAGGAUCAGCAGUCUAUGCUGGAAUUACUUGUAAAAGACGAACCAAUUAAGGAAGAGCCAAAGGCUUUUGUUUGGAGUUGGAGUGCCCCAAACGGUAUACAUCACAUUUCGUCGGUGAACUUGGAAACUCCCUCAGCUGAAAUUCAGGAAAUCGAUGAGCCAGGCGAGGUGCUACUAGAGAGUAAUGAGCCACCCUCAGAUUUUCCCGCUUGGUGGGACGAUGGGCAGUAUACAAAAAUGCACAAGAAUCAAACGUUCCGAGAUCUACGCAAUAAACCCUCGCAAGCAAGUGUGCAGCGCAUUCUUCGCUUCAUAUACGAUAUAUACUACAAGCCUUUCAAGGAAAAACGCAAAAGGUCUGAGGUGUUUCAAAUUAAGGACUCGUGGCUUUGUGCCACUCGAAUGACACGUAUGCAGAUCAUCAAGGACCUCUACUCAAAGCAUGGAACUUGAGCCAAUAACUAUCUUUUCUUAUAGGCUUGAAAGGGCAAAGCAAUCCAUAUAAAAAGUUAAACUACAAUUCCAAUACACAAACAUAAUUAGUUUUAAGAUGACCUCAUACAUAAACAAGAAUAUUUUUUUCUUUUUUUUUUUAGAAUAAAGCUUCUUUGAUACGUAAAGAUAUAAGUGAUAUAAAAUAUAUCUUUACUUUAAAAUGUCAUAAUAUAACAUUUCAUUUUGGAAGAGAA
Drosophila ananassae is the source of this 1807-nucleotide messenger RNA. RefSeq names its product RE1-silencing transcription factor. Gene Ontology annotation, cellular component: nucleus. Gene Ontology annotation, biological process: regulation of DNA-templated transcription. The coding region runs from base 198 to 1571 and encodes 457 amino acids. The transcript has 4 exons. The record is from RefSeq and is a predicted model, not a curated record. Gene Ontology annotation, molecular function: RNA polymerase II cis-regulatory region sequence-specific DNA binding; DNA-binding transcription factor activity, RNA polymerase II-specific. Lineage: Eukaryota; Metazoa; Arthropoda; Insecta; Diptera; Drosophilidae.